AUGGCCUCUCGCAAGCCCGAUUUACGCAUGACCAUUCCGGAGAGGGAUCAGCCAAACGGCCGUCCUCAACUCCUCCAGCGCAAUCCUCGAAGCCCACGCUUUCGGGAAGACUUCGACGCCCCAUUUUCCGAAUCCGUCUUGAAUGCCUCCAGGACAACUCUCGCCACAGACGCCAGCGAUGGCUACCCAUCAUCGCAUUAUCGAAAUAGCUUCGAUGCCGACAGUCAUCAGCCCAUCUCGGCCAGUGCGAUGCACACAAAGACCUCGUUCCCGUCACCCUUGUCACCGAGGCUGCCUCGUACCGUCUGGCCAUCAACGGAGUCUUCUCAGCAGUCCACCGUCGCGACUAGGAUCCGCGACUGGGCCAGGAGGUCAUUUUACCUCCCACGAAAUGAUUCCGAGAAGCUCAUCGACGGAUAUGCCUUACGGAACCAGUCUCGCACUUCCAAGUCGACCGUUGUUCUUUCACAAGCUGAUAUCGCAUCGUACGCAAAUCCCGAUCGAUGCCAUCAACCAGCAGGUGCUGGUGCUUCCAUGAAUGGAUCCAGAUGA
This is a messenger RNA of Drechmeria coniospora, 552 nucleotides long. RefSeq lists its product as uncharacterized. The transcript has a single exon. The coding region runs from base 1 to 552 and encodes 183 amino acids. The record is from RefSeq and is a predicted model, not a curated record. Lineage: Eukaryota; Fungi; Ascomycota; Sordariomycetes; Hypocreales; Ophiocordycipitaceae.